Fusarium pseudograminearum CS3096 is the source of this 1926-nucleotide messenger RNA. RefSeq lists its product as uncharacterized. The coding region runs from base 1 to 1926 and encodes 641 amino acids. The record is from RefSeq and is a predicted model, not a curated record. The transcript has 5 exons. NCBI's taxonomy places the organism in Eukaryota, Fungi, Ascomycota, Sordariomycetes, Hypocreales, Nectriaceae.
AUGGAAGAUGAAGAAUUACCAAGCCAGUACACGCUUUCCUACCGCGCCUCAGGCUUGAUCCGCCCAGAUCCAACAAUCAAUGCUCAGCUUUGUUCCUUUUCGGGCAUUAGAGUGGCAGGGCCACCAGCAAAUGAUGAGAACUGGUUUCCCGGUGUGGGAAGUGGCCUAGUAACUGGCUCAGGUGCUGCCAUCUGUCAGAUUGUGAGAUUAGAAUGGUCACCAAACGGACUUGGAUGCAACCUCCGGCCCAUCCUGACCGCGCUUUCUACAAGUGGAUGCAUCUACGCAAUCGGAGAACACAUCGACCGACAAUCUGCCAUGAUUGCAGGCAUGCGAACCAGGAGUUUCAAGGCGUGGAAGACACUUUGGGGUCUCGGGGCUCAACUUCCACUGCCGGAUACUAAUCAGGAGGAUGGUUACCGGAAUAUGAAUGAGCGGAUACAGUCUUUCUCGUGGGCCAAGGAGAUCGAUAUAGGCAGGUGCUUAUUGGCAUACUGCAAUGAUAUGGAAGAGGUUGCUAUCAUGACAGUGCAACUCUUCUCUCGGCAAAAAGAGAUCGAUCCUGCUAGCGAAGAGGCUAUCUGGGAUAUCCGGGAAGUCAGUCGAUUCGAUGGAAAAGGUCGACAUACCAAAGAAGAUGCUGUGGAUAUUACAGAUCCAGAUUAUGUUCCACACGGAAGCGCCUUUUCUCUGAAAUGGAGUCCUUGGUUCUGGAGUGAUGGUAAACGUACAGCUAUACUCGCGUAUCUAGCCAAGAACCAUGUCGGAUUCCGGAGAGUCACUAUCAUAGGUAACUGGGAAAGGGGCCAAUAUCCGCAGAUUGAGGUCGAGAGCACAGACACAACAGCUAUCUGCAUGUUUCUUUCUACCGACGCAUACGUAGAGUGGCAGGACCAGAUCGUUUACAAUGGUGAUAAACCUACAGCUCGAGGUGUGAUCACCACACCUUUCAAUGUAACGCCGUUUCAGGUUUCAUUUGUGGCCGACUCUGAGGUGCCACCUGAACCUCAUUAUACUUGGGAGUGCUCAACUACAUAUCCCAAGGAGAGCGAAGUGCUCUCAUCAAACCCUAUCACGGGAUUGAUGAUUCAUGAUCAGGCUUAUGCAAUGGAAGGGUCCGUUCCAAACUAUUCUAUAGUCAGGUUAUCAGCGACUAUGCGCAACCAAGACUGGUUCCAAACAAAUCUCCCUAACGAGGAGGCCUCUGUACCCAAAUGGGCGGCAAAAAUCCGACGACAGACAACAAGGCUGGUGCCCAGGGCGAUUGCCCUAGAGGGUAUAGAUUCUGACUCGGAUGACUCAGAAGACGAUAUGAUGGAGGAGGAUACAUCGCAGCUGCAGGUCCCAGAAGCGAGGUACCGCAUCUGGGGUCUAGCGCAUUCACCUGGUGGAGGGACAACGGCAGUACUUGUGUCACGCUACAGUACUAUUCACCCAGAAAGAAGAGCGUUAUGCAAGCUGAUGUUCUCACGAAGAGAUGAAGAGCGCGAUGAGGCAGCUAGUGCAGUUGCACCAACAAGACAACUAACGACUGAAGGGCAAGUCUGGGAAUGGAUGUACGGGAACGGGCCCGAUGUGUUUGGAGCUACUUCCACGAGCAAGUUCUCACCAGAGCUACAUGACACGCCUCUCAGGGAGCAGUUCAAAGAUGUUGCAGUGCGCCAAUACUGUGUUUUCUGUGAUGCAGCGCUGCGUUUGGAGGAGGAUGAAGCCAAGUGCGAGAAUGGACAUGUGUUUGCUCGUUGCGCCUCAACGGGCCUUGCCAUCAUGGCUCCAGAUAUAUCAAGAAUAUGCGCCGUGUGUGAGCUACGAUGCCUCAAAGUUACAGAGUUGACUCGUGUCGCUAUCGAGAAUUUUGGGCCGGGGACAAGGAUAGAAUCUUCUGGUGAAGUUUGCGGUGGGUGUGGAGGCAAGUUUGUGGCCUAA